AUGGCUUCUCGGGCGACCCCGAAUUUAAUUUUGGGUGGUGAAGAAUUUAAAGAUGUCUACGAGCCAGCUGAAGACACAUUCCUACUACUAGAUGCUCUUGAGAAAGAUGAAUUGCAAAUUAAAUCCAUCCAGCCCCUAAUUUGUUUGGAGGUUGGAUCGGGUUCCGGCUGCGUUAGUUCGUUCGUUGCCGCCAUGUUGGGUUCUGCAACAUUUUACAUAUGCACGGAUAUAAACAAGAAGGCCACGCUGAUGACAAAGACCACUGGAAUUAUAAAUGGGAACCAACAGCUAAACCCAGUUCUUACUAAUUUUGCAGAUGCACUUGAUAAAAGAUUAAGUCGUUCUGUCGAUUUGUUGAUAUUCAACCCUCCCUAUGUUGUGACUGACAGCUUAGAAGUAAAAUACCCUGAUAUCAUAAGCAAAUCAUGGGCCGGGGGCAUAAAGGGACGGGAGGUAUUAGAUAAAUUUUUACCAAGGGUUGAGAACCUUUUAUCACACCAAGGAGUUUUCUACUUGGUGGCUAUAAAGCCGAAUAAACCAGAUGAAAUAGUGGGGAUAAUGUCUAGCUAUGGAUUCACUUGUAGCACAGUUAUGGAAAGAAGAGCUGGCAUAGAACAUUUACUAAUACUGAAGUUUAAAAGGAAAUAA
Helobdella robusta is the source of this 648-nucleotide messenger RNA. RefSeq lists its product as hypothetical. Gene Ontology annotation, cellular component: eRF1 methyltransferase complex. The transcript is spliced from 6 exons. The record is from RefSeq and is a predicted model, not a curated record. Gene Ontology annotation, biological process: methylation. Bases 1 to 648 code for a protein of 215 amino acids. Gene Ontology annotation, molecular function: nucleic acid binding; S-adenosylmethionine-dependent methyltransferase activity; protein methyltransferase activity. NCBI's taxonomy places the organism in Eukaryota, Metazoa, Annelida, Clitellata, Rhynchobdellida, Glossiphoniidae.